Eufriesea mexicana is the source of this 2400-nucleotide messenger RNA. RefSeq names its product DNA fragmentation factor-related protein 4 (gene Drep4). Gene Ontology annotation, cellular component: cytoplasm; nucleus. Bases 250 to 1506 code for a protein of 418 amino acids. Gene Ontology annotation, biological process: apoptotic process; apoptotic DNA fragmentation. NCBI's taxonomy places the organism in Eukaryota, Metazoa, Arthropoda, Insecta, Hymenoptera, Apidae. The record is from RefSeq and is a predicted model, not a curated record. The transcript has 6 exons. Gene Ontology annotation, molecular function: DNA endonuclease activity.
GACGCUCCGCUCGUUCUACACCUCUCCCUCCCUGUCCAUCAGCUUCGUCUGCUCCCGCAUCCGUCGAUUCCCCUUCCGUCCGCUGACCGAUAAGCGUACCACUGUCAGGGUCGAAGAAAGAAGAGGUCGUGGUCCCAAGUGUGCCUCCAGCUGUUCCGCGUCGUCGGCCGCUUUCUCCUUCCUCCGGUACUCCCCAUCAUCCACCACGGCUUCUGUGUGAUUACGCUCGAGACUCGGAGCAUACUCGCCAUGUCACUCAUCGCCAACUGCUUUCGACGCCUCACCGAGACACCGGCUAAGAACGAGCUGAAGGGCUACAAGGUCACCGACGUGAACCGCAUACGAAAAGUCGGCGUUGCCUGCAGGAGCCUUCAGGAGCUGAAGCGGAAAGCGUGCGCGAAGCUGAACGUAACUAACGACCUCGCCGAGAUCAAUGUCUAUCUUCUCGAUGGCUCGUUGAUUGACGAGGAAGAGUAUUUUUCCACGCUGAAACCUCAAACGACGCUGAUCCUUCAGAAACCUGGCGAAAAAGUGUUAAGCGAUGCGGACCUUCUGUACAACACUUUGAGACGCGUUAACAUCGAUAUUCUGAUUGCCGGCGAGAAAGCGUCCGAGUUCCUCACGGAGAACCUUAAAGCGAAGGUCGCCGUUCUAAAUAACGUCCUGAACAAAGACGAUUCGAAGACGAUGUACAGCAGCAGGGACGAGCAUCCGGAAUGGUUUCGUGGUUUGGAAACCAACUGCACGACCAAAGAGGCGUACCUGCAUCGUAGGUGUCAGGACAGGAUACGUGGCUACCUCUACAAAACGAUCGAGCAGAUUAAAUCGUCAGACGCAUUUACGAAGGAUCCUCGAGCCAGGAAGCAACUGCUGUACGCCAUAGCGUUCUUCAAGAUGCAGUUGAAGGAGGACCACUACUUUGGCUUCUACUUCGACAGGAGCCGAGCAAAGACAGUGGCGACGAAGGGUGCAGAUGAGCCUGACUCUGCCGAAUGCUACGACCACUGUCCCUGCAAGUUGAAAUGGGUAGAUUACAGCACGUACUUUCGGUUAUUCGGAACGGAAGAAGAGAAGUGCGACGACGUUGACAGCGUGAAGAAAAGGAACAAGAGGAACUCGUUGGCGGAUCUAAAGACUGAAGAGGAGGAGGCAGAGGAGAACUGUCCUUAUAAGAUUAAGAGGACAGAGAAGGAAACCUGUGUCGCGUUGUGCGACCAUACGGGCGAGUUCAGGUGUUGGGGCCAGUGGAACGAAGAAAAGUGCUCUUAUGGGGACAGGCACAAGAUCAAUCCUUAUAGGUCGAAGGAGGAGCUUAUUUUAUUUUCCACGUGGAACUUUGAUCACAAGAUCGAGAGGUCAAGAACUUUAAUUCCGCUGCUUCUGAAAUUAGCAUCCCAAGGCAACACCAAGGAGACAGACCUCAUCGAUAUCUACGACAAUCUGUUCACGAUGAAGAACUUGAGGCUGAUUCACAUCGUGUGUCACGAUAAGUGCGCGCACAAAUAAUUAGUUACUACGUGGCGGGAUUAAUCUAACCGAUGUUCCAAGACGCGGCAGAUCACUAUCAACAUACGUAACACGUAGAAGAACCUCUGAACGUAAUCGUAAUUCUUCGUAUGAAAAGCGUACCUAUUUGUAAACCGCUGUUUAUAGUUGACAGAAUUUCAAAGUUUAUUAAUUAUCAUAUCCGAUAGUGAUUCCGUUGCGCCACGAAGUAACAAGCAAUACCGAUCGCGAGAUCGAAGAAUUCUCUUCUUUCUAUGGUAGAUUAAGUCCAACUUUCCUGCAUUGCAACCGUCGCAAUUUUCUAUUAUCUAUCAUGAAACUAUGCACGAUAGAGUCUAUUCGAUAAGAUAAAGCGGUCGAAAGUCGCAUUUGCGAUCGAUGGUUUAAAAGUAAGGUGGACGAGAUCAGUGUAGGAACUUGUCGAUUUCUACUUUACGACAGAGAAACAUCUUGCGCACAACUUUCGUAUUAGUCGGUAAAGGAGAAACCGCGCACGUCGAUAAUUCAAACACAUAGCCCUCGAGAGUAACAGAUUGAAAUAUAAAUUAGUGCACAGUCGAUACGACAACUUUUUUAACACGUUUUUAAGACAUCUUUACGCAUCCUAACGAUUACUGUAAACUUUCUAUCGACACUUUGCUGAAUCAAUGGCGUUUCUCCUUUUUCAGCAUAAAAACCGAGCUCCGCGCGAUGGAGCACUCAAUUUAUCGUACAGGGUUGGGCGCAACGGAAUAAUCGCGGAUUAAAGAGGGUUUAUCAAGGCGAAUCAAAGGUGUUCGUCUAGAGAUCACGGCCUGUUUCGCUGAGACUGUCAUGACAGGCCCGUCUAAGGACGACCAGACUUUGGCACGCGUUAUAGUUUAUCUUUGAAGGAAUAUACUUCGUAAGAUCGAG